Messenger RNA from Rhincodon typus (whale shark), 3756 nucleotides. RefSeq names its product rho GTPase-activating protein 7. Gene Ontology annotation, molecular function: protein binding; GTPase activator activity; lipid binding. The record is from RefSeq and is a predicted model, not a curated record. Lineage: Eukaryota; Metazoa; Chordata; Chondrichthyes; Orectolobiformes; Rhincodontidae. Bases 225 to 3554 code for a protein of 1109 amino acids. Gene Ontology annotation, biological process: signal transduction; actin cytoskeleton organization; regulation of Rho protein signal transduction. The transcript has 14 exons.
UUCUGCAGAAGGGUGUCAGCAGAUUACUAACAACUUCUUUCCACAUCAGGAAAUGGUUUGACCCAGGCUGUUUGUUCCAAACUGGCUCUUUUUUGCAAGCUGCAGAUUCUGUAUCUGGUGGUGUCUUAGUGGAGUUUCUCUCUCUCGUUCUCUAUCAUCCAGAUUGUUAAUGGAACAGAAACACUUUCUGAGCCGGGGGAAUUCAGCAGUGUGACAAGCAAGGAAUGGCUCAUCAUUCCAAAUCUCCGUUAAGACGCUCCUUCAGCGAACAUAUUAAAGAUUCGACCAACAAAGCAUGGAAUAUAAUCUGGAAAAAUACAAGGGAGAAAAGACUUUCAGAAAUUGAAGCAAAGGAUGCUUGUGACUGGUUGAAAGCUGCUGGAUUUCCACAGUACUCCCAGCUAUUUGAAGCCUCCCAGUUUCCUAUUGAUAUUGAAGUUGUGAAAAAUGAUCAUGAGUUUUUAGACAGGGAUGCCACAGAGUCUUUGUGCAGACGAUUGAAAACAUUGAACAAAUGUGCAAUGAUGAAAUUGGAAAUUGGUAGAGAGAGAAGAAAGAGUGAUGAUUCUGAAGAUGAAGAUCCUUGUGCCAUCAGUAGCAAGUGGACUUUUCAAAGGCGCAGCAAGCAGUGGUCUCGUGUGGAGGCAUUAGAACUUUUCCACCCGGAAAAUCUUUGCUUACCCAGUAGUCCAUGUUUGAAGAGUGUUGACUGUGAUGAUAUAUUCCCAGAGCUGGAAGAGAAGCAGGAAGUCUCAUCAGUUCACAGCAGCAGUAGCAGCAGUGCAGGCAGUGAUGGUAUCAGCUUGCCAAAAAGCUCUGAAGCACACGCUACAGACUUUGAGACUAGUCGAAGUUCCUCAAGAUGUUCCUCAAUUAAAUUGCCGUCUGCAGACUCUUCCUUCAGUGGCCCACCAUCUCCAAAUGAGCUGUCCAGUUUUGGUACUGAUGAAAAGGUCACUCAAAAGUUCUCAAAGACCAGGGGAAAGGGUUUGUUAAAGAAAAUGGAAAAGCUUCGAUUAAGAAGUUCUAGUCAGAAAAGGAACAAUCAACAAAAAUGUAGGCCAUUUAUCAGCGCGCCUGUACUUCAGGAAGGAUUUGAUGAAGAAAAAAUGAGAAAUCUCAAUUGUGUUGACAUUGCUGAACUUGAUGAGACCUUUCUUAGACAGAAUCCAUCAUACUCCUCCCAAACCUGCAGUAGUAGCAGUCAAUCAGAGAACAGUAGUACAGUAAGCACACCAAGCCCUGUCCUUCGAACACGGAGCCAAACUUUAAGUAGAAACCGAGAUGGAAUGUAUAUGGAAAGUUUUGAUUCAGCACCACCAUCCUGCAGGAGUGUUAGCCAACAGAACUUUAUAAAUGAGAAGGGUCAACAUGACCAUCUUCUUUUUCAGAUUCCACAAGGCCAUAAACCAGGAACGUUUCCUAAAGCACUUCAGCAUGGUAUUGUUUCACCAAUAGACACUUCAGUAAACUGGAGAACUGGCAGUUUCCAUGGUUAUCGUCGAAGUAGGUUUGGCAGGGACAGUCGGCUGAGCAGUUCAAAGGAGAUUGAUUGUAGACAUGAUUCCCAUGACUUAUUAGACAAUCGAAUAAGUAUUUAUGAUAAUAUCCCAGGGGUGCUUGUUCACCUGAACAAUGGAGAGGCAGCAGAUGCAGCUGACGAUGAAGUGUUUGCAGAGCUGGAUGAUGUCAUGGAGCAUGUGAAUGGCCUUCAAAGAUUCGUGAACAAGUGGUCAGAAAAGUUUUCUGAUGAAGGAGAAUCUGAUUCUGCAAAUGACUCAACGUCUCCUUAUCCAUCCUCUCCAAAGGACAUUCAUCUGGAGAUAGAGAAACAUCUUGGGUGUGUUAAUGAGGAAACACAAGCUAGUAACUUGGACAUUACUGAAAAGUCUGUCAAUGAAUUGGACCCAUCUGUCGUGCAUUACGAGAGGGACUCGGGAGUUGGCUCAUCUUUGACGCACAGUAACAGGCGACAGAGGUUAUGCUGGCAGGGUGAACUGAACUUGGAUCCUCAGCAUUUACACCUACAGAUUGAUGGCCAGUCUGCUGCUCAGCUCAACCUCUUACAGAAAUUGGCUCUCCUGAAGCUCACAACCCUGAUGGACAAAUACUCACCCUCCAGCAAGCAAGGCUGGAACUGGACAGUUCCAAAGUUUAUCAGGAAGAUGAAAGCACCUGAUUACAAAGACCAUGUAGUGUUUGGUGUUCCAUUGUUGCUAAACAUGCAGCGUACAGGGCAUCCAUUACCUAAGGGUAUUCUGCAGGCCAUGUGUUUUCUCAGGAGCCAUUGUCUCGAUCAGGUUGGGUUAUUCAGAAAAUCUGGAGUAAAGUCAAGGAUCCAGGCACUAAGAGAAAUGAAUGAGAACUGUCCUGAUGGAGUCCGCUAUGAAGGCCAAUCUGCAUUCGAUGUAGCAGACAUGGUAAAACAGUAUUUCCGGGAUCUACCUGAACCCUUGUUGACUACCAAGCUCUGCGAGUCAUUUCUCCAUAUAUAUCAGUUUCUUCCAAUAGACCAACAACUUCCAGCUGUGCAGGCAGCCAUUCUGCUUCUUCCAGAUGAAAAUCGCGAAGCUCUGCAGACUCUUCUCUUCUUUCUCUGCGACGUUGUGGCUUGUGUCAAUGAGAACCAAAUGACACCUACAAACCUUGCAGUCUGCCUGGCUCCAUCCCUCUUCCACCUCAAUACCCUGAGAAGGGAAAGCACUACCUCAAGGGUGAGCCAGAGGAAGUACAGUCUCGGGAAGCCUGACCAGAGGGACCUGAGUGAAAAUCUCGCUGCCACACAGGGAUUAUCCCACAUGAUUACAGAGUGUACAAAUCUCUUCCUGGUUCCUGAGCAAUGGGUAGAGCAGUGCCAGAGCUUGUCCAUCAGCCAGGAUUUCCAGUCUGACUGUGAGGAUGGUCCAAACCACUCUGUCUGGUAUUUGAAUGUGAAGGCUGCGCUGCAGGGCUCUUUACACAACUUGCUGAAGGAGGCGAAAGAGAAAUUUAAAGGCUGGAUCAGCUGCUGCAGUGUAGAACAUGUAGAAAUCGCAUACAAAAAAGUUGAUGAUAACCAUCCGUUGCGGUUAUGGAAAGUAUCUACUGAAGUGGACAAGACACCAGAGGAGAUUCUAAAGCAUUUGCUUAGAGAGCAUCAUCUCUGGGAGAAAGACCUCCUUCAGUCAAGGGUCAUUGAGAAUCUGGAUGAUGAGACUGAGAUAUAUCAUCAUACUAUCAGUAGUGCAUUCCCACAUCCAGCCAGAGAUUACAAUGUAUUGAGGACCUGGCAGACAGACUCUCAAACAGGAACGUGCCUGUUAGCUGCCACUAGCGUGGAUGUUAAAGAAGCUCCUUUACUAGGAGUCCGAGCAAAUGUGAUCAUAUCCCAACAUCUCAUCGAACCAAUUGGAGCAACAAAAUCCAAGCUCUCUCAUGUCUGUCGAAUAGAUACAAGAGGACGAACCCCAGAAUGGUACAACAAAGUAUUUGGCCAUCGCUGUGCUGCUGAACUCCUCAAGAUUAGAGACUCCUUCACAGUACCUGAUGCUGAAUUACGGGAAACAAAAAUUUGAAACAAUCAUGCUGUUCAAUUAUAUAAGUUUUGAUCAACCCAACAAUACUGUGUAAGUGCCAUUCAGCCAUAACUGGCAUAUCAAACCAGCAACUGCAGUGGUAAUGGCAGAUGGAACUGGGGACAUUUGGACAGUGCAAACACCCAAAGCAAACUCGCUCAGCUCCUGAUUUCAUGGGGGUGGGGGGGUGAAUGUGUUGGGG